This is a messenger RNA of Salvelinus namaycush (lake trout), 2098 nucleotides long. Its product is annotated as gastrula zinc finger protein XlCGF57.1-like. Gene Ontology annotation, molecular function: RNA polymerase II cis-regulatory region sequence-specific DNA binding; DNA-binding transcription factor activity. NCBI's taxonomy places the organism in Eukaryota, Metazoa, Chordata, Actinopteri, Salmoniformes, Salmonidae. The transcript has 2 exons. Gene Ontology annotation, biological process: regulation of transcription by RNA polymerase II. The coding region runs from base 86 to 1624 and encodes 512 amino acids. The record is from RefSeq and is a predicted model, not a curated record.
CCCACCGAAGAAGAAGCUUUGUGACAACCAUUUUCCCUCGUGGACGAAGCAAUACUAAUGCAAUACCCAAUUUAUCGACUGAAACAUGUCUAAACUACAGUCGUUUCGUGUGUUUUUAAAUGAGCGUUUAACUGCGGCAGCUGUGGAGAUUUUUGGGGCAGUUGAAGAAACGGUAGCGGAGUACCACGAGGAGAAUGAUCGGCUACGGAGACUGCUGCGGAUCACACCGGAGAUAAAACUAUGUAGAAUAGACUCCCUGCAGCUCUCUGUCUCUGAAGAGGAGGUUCUCCCUGAGCAGCAGCACUGUGAGCAGGAGUGGAGCCCCAGUCUGGGGCAGGAGAACCCAGAGCUUCCACAGAUUAAAGAGGAACAGGAGAAACUCGGGACCAGUAAGGAAGAAGAGCAGCUUCAAGGUCUGGAGGCUGAUAUCAAAUUUACUCCUUCCUGUGUGAAAAGUGAAUGUGAUCAGGAGGACCCACUUCAGCCCUUCACUUCUCCCCAAACCCAGACUGUGGAGAACAGAGAGAGUGACCCUAAACAAGUGGAUCUCACACCUUUUGUUACUGUGACCCACGUUAAGGGCCUCAACAUUCACGGUGACCCUCCAGAUAAUCAGAACAAUGCCUCCAGCCACAGCUUAGCCAUAAACAGUGACCCAGUAGGACUUGACAGCAGCCCACCGAUGGAUCCCAGCUCAUCAUUUGAUCCCAGCUCAUCAUUGAAUCCAAACCCAUCAAUGGGUGAACACCGUUAUAAACCCAGCACCACGUCUAGAAAAACUCACCACUGUGGUGAAAUGUUUGCUCUGAAAGUUGACCUGCAGAGGCAUGUGACUCUCUUCAAGAAGAGACUCAGUGAAUGCCGCUUCUGCAGAAAACGCUACAACUCCACCUGUAAACUGAAGGCCCAUGUCAGCCUCUGUCACAGUGGGAAACCCAACACCUGCCCUGUUUGUAGCAAGACCUUCAAACUCAAAGGAGACCUGUCCAAGCACAUGAGGAUUCACACAGGAGAGAAACAAUUUAAGUGUGGCGACUGUGGGAAAAGCUUCAAUCGUAAGGAACACGUAACAGUGCACAAGGUGACUCAUACAGGAGAGAAACCAUUUAGCUGUGAUGCUUGUGGGAAAAGCUUCAGUCAGAAAGGGUCCCUAAAGAAGCAUACACUGACUCACACAGAAGAGAAACCAUUUAGCUGUGGUGACUGUGGGAAAAUGUUCAAUCGCAAGGAACGCUUAACCAUACACAUGGUGACUCAUGCAGGAGAGAAACUAUUUAGCUGUGACGACUGUGGGAAAAGCUUCUGUCACAAGGCGUCCCUAAAGAAGCAUACACUGACUCACACAGGAGAGAAACUAUUUAGCUGUGAUGACUGUGGGAAAAGCUUCUGUCACAAGGCGUCCCUAAAGAAGCAUACACUGACUCACACAGGAGAUAAACCAUUUAUCUGUCCUGACUGUGGGAAAAGCUUCAAUCAGAAGGGGAACCUAAGGAACCAUCAACUGACUCACACAGAAGAGAAACCAUUUAGCUGUGAUGACUGUGGGAAAAGCUUCACUCAAAAGUCUAAUUUACUGACGCAUGUGAAAAACAUCCACAAAGGUGGCAAACAGAAUGAAAACUGAAAGAAGAAAGAAAAUUAGGACAAAGAUAUAAUUAGUCACAAGAUCAGGAUGUGGACAAUAUUCUGAGUACACUCUCAUAGACACAAAUAGCUGGAAUAAGUAAAUUGAGUCAAUGAGAGGAUAGUCAGAUUAACUGAUGACUAAAUUAGCAGUGCAGAUGGCACUAUUUUGUUAAGUGCAGAGAUGUAUUAUGGGUAUGAAUGUGUCGAGGACUUCUGAAAUUCUACAGAUUUUGUGGCCCAGCAGGAAGAUCAGCAUAUCCCAAAUCCAGAGGUUGUCAGUUCAAAUCCCAGGUUGGGUCAUAUUGAAAAGUCUACUAAGUGAUCAUGUCAAAUGUAAUCAUAUUGUCAUUGAGUACCUUUUUUUAUUUAUUUUUUAUUUUUUUAUUUUUUUUACACCAGUUUUGCUAAACAGUGUAUCACUAACCUUAACAGAAUACAUGGUUCCAAAUAAAAUACAAUUGUAUUGGUCACA